Exophiala oligosperma is the source of this 2184-nucleotide messenger RNA. RefSeq lists its product as uncharacterized. Gene Ontology annotation, biological process: transmembrane transport. Bases 149 to 1789 code for a protein of 546 amino acids. NCBI's taxonomy places the organism in Eukaryota, Fungi, Ascomycota, Eurotiomycetes, Chaetothyriales, Herpotrichiellaceae. Gene Ontology annotation, cellular component: fungal-type vacuole membrane. The record is from RefSeq and is a predicted model, not a curated record. Gene Ontology annotation, molecular function: transmembrane transporter activity. The transcript is spliced from 2 exons.
GUCACGGAUACAAUUACAAGUAUUUGACUCGUUUUACUGUUAUCUGCCUGUGGGAAGGUGUGUGUAUCAUAAAUAUCACCUGUAAGGCUCAAUGUCUUGACCUUUCGGGCAUAUCACAGAACAUCAAGUGCGUGUGUACACCGCAACCAUGGCACCUUCAAACUCGAUCGACCUCCGCCAGCAACCGCCUUCGUCCUCCCCCAUACCGACAGGCAUCAUCGAAGCAGGAACGACGAGUCAGAAUGCCGACAACGAGGAGGUCGUUGCAAUUGAGGACCGGGACAUCGAUACACCUCCACCCCCACCGUCCACAAGAUUGUCCAACGGGGGUAAAGCGAGGGUGAUUGCUGGGAAUGCUCUUCUUCAACUUCCAAUAUGGGGCUUCCCAAUGACCUACGGUUUAUUCCAAGACUUUUACACCUCCUCCUGGCCACUUUCCGGGUCACCCUCGGGCACGGGGGUGAUAGGUACGACGUCCAACGGUAUCAUCUACCUCUGCAUGCCAUUUUUGUUCGCGGGACUCAGUCGAAGAUGGGCGCACUUGCGACGCGCCGUGUCUUACCUCGGGGUCGCCCUCACGACGCUCAGUUUCAUCCUGUCCUCGUUCAGCACGCGGUCGUGGCACCUCGUGGCCACGCAGGGGGUCCUGGCCGCCCUCGGGUCCGCGCUGUUGUACAGUCCCACGACCCUGUCCCUGGGCGAAAGUUUCACCAUCGACAACCGAGCUCUCGCCUACGGGGUCAUCUUUUCGUCCAAAAACGUCGUGGGCUCGACCUGUCCGUUCCUCCUGCGUGGAUUGCUCGACUCGUACGGGUUCCGAAACACCAUGCGGAUCUGGACGGCCAUCAUCACCUGUACGAGCGUGGUCGCGAUGUUCUUGUUGCCUCCCGACACCGCCGCGUCGGGGAUUCAUUCUCGUCAACACACCUCCCGUCUCCAGACCCGAGAAGACGAAGAUGAAGAAGAAGAAGGUGAAGAUUCUCACGGUACGAGUGGUGGUGGUCGUCGUCGUUCAGCGACACAAGCUCGUCAUCAUCGACCCCGCCGCACGGCGUGGCACUUUCUCACCUACCGGACGUUCCACAUUUACGUCGUCGCCACGGUCCUCCAGUCUUCUGGUUACGGCAUCCCCCAGACCUAUGUCAACAGUUACGCCCACGAGGAAGCCCGACUCUCCACGACCUCGGCCACGUUGUUGCUCACCCUGUUCAACAUUCCCGGUAUCCUGUCGAGUUCCUUUUUCGGCUAUCUGAGCGACAACCGGUUCUGCCCGCUGUCCGCGACCACCACGACGGCCCUGUCCAGCGUCACCUCGGCCCUGAGCGUCUGGUUGCUCUGGGGCCUGGCGGCUCGGCGUGGGUCGAUGACCGCCCUGGCCCUCUUCAGCGUGGUGUUUGGCUUCUUCGCCAGCGGGUACAGCUCCACCUUCGGCGGCGUCUGCAAGCAGCUCGAGAGGGAGGCGGCCGCCCGGAACCAGGCCCUUGACUCCGGCGUCGUCUUUGGCAUGCUCAACGGGGCCCGCGGCGUGGGCUACGUCGUUGGCGGUGUCGCCGGCGUCGGCCUCCUGAAGGCCGGGGAGAAACUCGUCGCCGCCGCCGGCGAAAGCAGCGGAGGAGGAGGAGGAGGACUGGGCGUCGCGGCCUACGGCACCGAGUACGGUCCCUUGAUCGUCUUUACCGGCCUCACCAUGGCCUUUGGGGGUUGGAGUGUCGCCUGGAAACUUUUCCACAGCGUCAACAAAAGGCUGUCGUCGUCGUCGUCAUCGUCUUCGCCAUGUAUGAGAAUAUAAGACUUGAAAGAAAGGAACGGCUUCGCUGUCAUUUGCAGAUAAACAAUCAAGGUUGCAUACCCUGGGUGCAACGUAUUAGAAGUACAUGAAUGACAAUGCAGACAUGUCGGCUUUAUGACGAGGAGUAUUUCCAUGAGAUUCUUCAUCAUCUUGAAAUAGUAUGAAAUCAAAGCAACAACCCCAAACGCAAGGACUUGUACUCGUAUAUACAUAGACACGUACACAUCCACAGAGUACUCCACAACACGCACAAACACCAUACACAUCAUCAAAUCCAAAAAAACCUUUCAUACCUCGUCACGGUGAGUCAGUUGUUGUCACUACGACAUCAAACACAUCGCCUUGACUCCUUCGACCACACUAGCCAACAUUCUCAACCCGUACGCCGAACUCAC